AUGUCUGAUGCUGCAAAGGUCGAGGAGAAUCCGCAAACUGUUGAGGCCCAACACGAUCUCGAGAAGUUUUGCGGCCUAUACUCAAACCAUGCGCAACAUUUUUAUCGAUGGGUUCGGAUCCAAAAAUGUAAUCAAAGUAACGGGGAACCCAGACUUAAGAUAAUAGACCUCAGAGGCUUUCAGACCAAAGAAAAACCAUACGAGGUCAACGUGUGCUACCUCAAGCCACACAAUAAGACCACCAGCUGCGAUAUUAGCACCACUUGGGUACGAAGUAAAUUCCAAGCUCAGAACCACGAGGAAGACGCCAAUGAACCGGAAUCCGAUGAUGAUGCUCUCUACCACGUCGUGUUCGAGAUCAGAGAAGGCAAACAAUUUCUGUCAUGGACUGCCGACGGUGAAGUGGAAAACAAGACGCGAUGGCAGAAGUGCGUGGAAAAGGAUAAGAAACCAGGAGACGCAUCAAGUGGUAUACUUGAAUUAAGUCCAAAUCCGUGGCUGGUAAACCUGACCGAGGCAACCAGCACAUCACCGCAUUAG
Molecule: messenger RNA, 540 nt
Organism: Colletotrichum tamarilloi
Lineage: Eukaryota; Fungi; Ascomycota; Sordariomycetes; Glomerellales; Glomerellaceae
Exons: 1
Coding region: 1-540 (179 amino acids)
Source: RefSeq, a predicted model, not a curated record